GCGUGUAAUGACUUGCAAACACACUCGCCUCUUGGAUGUCAAGCAAGACAUACAUCGCAACAAGAACGGGCCUAAGAGGAAGCCACAGGGUGCUGAGCUGCAAGCAUGGAGGCCUGCACGAUAGCUGGAGCCAAUCCCUGUCCUGGACACGUCACAGGAAUGCCGGGUAUCCUGUUCUCAAACCUCAUUCAGACCUUGAUGGUCUCUCAGUGUGCACUCGGAAGCCCAGAAAUCUACCCUGAAAACGAAAGUCAUCGCCUAAAAUCCACUUACGACUUCAUCAUCGUUGGAGCAGGUUCAGCGGGAGCGGUAAUUGCAAACCGUCUCAGUGAAAUUGACGACUGGAACAUUCUGUUAUUAGAGGCAGGUGGCGACCCACCGGUAACAUCAGAGAUCCCCGCGUUUCUAUUUAACACAAUCGGAUCGUCUAUUGACUGGGCAUACAAAGCAGAACAGGAGGAAGGCAUCUGUCAAGGCAUGGUUGACAAACAGUGUUAUUUGCCAAGAGGGAAAGUCCUUGGUGGGUCCAGUACCAUAAAUGCGAUGUUGUAUGUCCGUGGUCACAGAAGGGAUUACGACAACUGGGCUUCCUCUGGAAAUGUGGGUUGGAGCUACGAAGAUGUAUUGCCUUAUUUUAAGAAAUCUGAAGACAUGCAGGCAGUUUUCAAAAACAAAAAUGUUUCAAAGCUUCACGGUGUAGCGGGUUUACUGACUGUUGAACAUUUUGUGGACGCCAAUCCUCUCAAACCAGUAAUGGUCGAUGCUUGGAAGGAGUUGGGAUACAGGUACAUAGAAGAGGGCGAGGCAACGAUUGGAGUUAUGAAAUCUUUCGCUACAUUGCGGCAAGGAACUAGAUGCAAUACUGCAAAAGCUUUCUUAUCUCCGAUCAAGGGAAAGAAAAACAUCCAUGUUGCAAAAUUCAGCCAUGUGACCAAGAUACUAAUUGAUCCCGAUACGAAAACUGCUUAUGGUGUACAAUUCAAGAAUGGAAAUGAUCUCAAUACUGUGAAAACCUCAAAGGAAAUAAUAAUUUCCGCGGGAAGUAUAAAUUCACCACAGCUCUUGAUGCUCUCAGGCAUUGGUCCACGGGAACAUUUGGAAGAAAUGGGCAUUAAACCUAUUAUCAGUGAUCUUCCAGUUGGCCGUAAUCUCCAAGAUCAUUUCAUUCACUUCGGACUAGCAUUUUCUGUACUUAGAUCCAAACCACAGCCAGUUCCUCCGCAGAUAAUUCUGGACGCUACGUACGCCCUCUUCACCGGCAGGAAAGGCCCUUUCUCAGCCAUUGGCAUUACAGAUGUGCUCGCAUUUGUAAGUACUGAAAAUGACCCCGAUUAUCCAGAUAUCGAAUUCCACCACGUUCAUCUUCCAUUCAAUGACAGUCACCUUAUAUCAGCGUUAACAAAAUCGAUCGGAUUCUCUCCGACCACUGCCCAAAACUACCUCGAACUCGGUUCUAAGUCUGAUGUUAUAAUUCUUGUCCCUACAUUGCUAAGACCGAAAAGCAGAGGGACUAUUUUGCUGAAAAGUUCUGAUCCUUUUGACAAACCAAGAAUAUUCACUCAUUAUAUUAGCGACAAUGAAGAUAUUGAAAAAAUGCUGAAGGCAACUGAAUAUGCAAAUCGACUUGCAGGAACAAAUGUAAUGAAAUCCUUGGAAGCAAAACUAGAGAAAUUAAAGUUUGCCAACUGUGACGCCGAAUUUGGGAGCAAGAAAUAUCUGGAGUGCGCUAUGAGAAACGUAGGAUCAGCAAUUUUCCAUCCAGUGGGGACAUGCAAGAUGGGAGCAGAUGACCCUGAAGCAGUAGUCGAUCCAGAGCUGAGGGUGAAAGGUGUCAAGGGACUCAGAGUGGCAGAUGCGUCCAUCAUGCCAACCAUAAUAAGUGGGAACACGAAUGCCGCCGUCAUCAUGAUAGGGGAAAAGGCUUCGGAUCUUUUGAAAGAAAGCUGGAUCAAGAACUGAAGAUUCGGGAACGCUAAAAGAGAGAGCGAGAGAGAGAGAAAAAUUUAAAUUCUGAUGUAGAUAAUGUAGACAAGAAAUCUACUCGCUGGCCCAUACUGUAGAACUCAAGUAAUGUUUUAAGAGAUAACAAAUCCCGGAAAUGUGUAAAAAGAGAGAAAUAUGCACCUAACCCACAUGCACGAGACAGUUUAGUGUAGUGACUAGGAUACAGGCUAAAUAAUCGGGUUUCGAUUUCGGCAGGAAAAGACGUUCUUCUCUGCGCUACCGAGCCCAGACUGACUCCGGGACCCAAUCAGCUUUUUAUGCAACAGAGGUAACGUGAUCGGAGCUGAUAAAGAGAUUUGGCUGUGAAUUUGUUUAAGUAUUUCAAAGAUGUAUGAUUAUGUACGCCUCCUUUGCACAGUGUGUACAUAAAUGUAACUGUUUAAAUAGAAGAUUACACUCUCAGUCAACA
Molecule: messenger RNA, 2413 nt
Organism: Cryptotermes secundus
Lineage: Eukaryota; Metazoa; Arthropoda; Insecta; Blattodea; Kalotermitidae
Product: glucose dehydrogenase [FAD, quinone]
Exons: 2
Coding region: 106-1959 (617 amino acids)
Molecular function (GO): oxidoreductase activity, acting on CH-OH group of donors; flavin adenine dinucleotide binding
Source: RefSeq, a predicted model, not a curated record